This is a messenger RNA of Odontomachus brunneus, 1176 nucleotides long. RefSeq names its product odorant receptor 4-like. Gene Ontology annotation, molecular function: olfactory receptor activity; odorant binding. The record is from RefSeq and is a predicted model, not a curated record. Bases 1 to 1176 code for a protein of 391 amino acids. Gene Ontology annotation, biological process: detection of chemical stimulus involved in sensory perception of smell; sensory perception of smell. NCBI's taxonomy places the organism in Eukaryota, Metazoa, Arthropoda, Insecta, Hymenoptera, Formicidae. Gene Ontology annotation, cellular component: plasma membrane. The transcript has 9 exons.
AUGAAAAUCACUUGGAAUUAUUAUUACGGCAUCAUCUACAAAUUAUCCUCGCUCACCGGCAUAUGGCCGUAUCUGGAACCGAGAGCGAGGUUGCUACGCGUCUCUCUGCUGUCCGCCACGUUGUUAACUAUAUUCGUCCCGCAGAUAGCACAACAGUUCACCUGCGAGAAGGAUCUGCAGUGUAUGUUUGAGUCGAUAACAUCGUGCAUCUUGACCAGUGUGGCUUUGGUGAAGGUGUAUUCGUUCCAACUAAACAUUUCUAAAAUCAAAAUUUUCACCGAGCACCUGUUCAACGACUGGAAAGAACUGGAGACCGCCGAGGAGUACGAAGUCAUGAAGUCUUACGCCGAUUAUUGCAGACGAUUCUCUUUGAUAUACUCGGUAUAUUGCUUCAUGGCUGUGUGCGUGUUCAUGUCGGUAUCGAUUGUACCACCCAUACUAGAUAUCAUACGGCCCCUCAAUGAAUCCCGUCCCGUACUGAUGCCGUAUCCCGGAUACUACUUUGUGGAUAAUAGGGAAUACUUUAUUUACAUUUUCGGGCAUUCUCUCGUGGCCUGGGAAAUAAUUAUGGCCAGCAUAGUCGCCCACGAUUGCUUGUUUGUGACUUACAUCGAGCACAUUUGCAGCAAAUUUGCAGUGGUCGGAUUACGUUUUAAAUAUUUGUACUGUGAUCAUGGCCAAACUGUGGAGAACAUAAACAUUGAUUCGGGCGAUAUGUAUCGUAAGAAAGUCGCUUUCUUCGUGCACACUCAUCGCGAAGCUUUAAAGUUCGCGCAGAUUCUCGAGAGAACCUUCACCGUGCCUUUCGCGCUGGAACUGAUCUGCGUCGUGUUGGGGAUGAGCAGUACCUUGCUACAAAUCACGAAGGAGUCCGACCUGUUGGAAAUAACGAGGUACGUGUUAUACGUCAUUGGGCAACUGAUCCACUUGUUCUGCCUCAGCUUCGAGGGACAGAAGCUGAUAGAUCACAGCCUGCAGAUGCGCGACAGAAUAUACAACAGUUUCUGGUACAAGGCGCCUGUAAAAUCGCAGAAACUGCUCAUUCUGGUAAUGAUACAGAGCCUUCGGCCGACUUGCUUGAGCGCCGGCAAGAUUUACAUUUUCUCCUUGCAGAGCUUCACCACGAUUCUACAAACUUCGAUGUCAUACUUUACGGUACUUUCGUCCUUUCAGUAA